AUGCUGGGCGUUGGGAUGGCAUUUCCUAUCAUCUUCGCGGUUGAGUGCCUAUCGAGCCAUUCUUCUGCUCAUUUCAUCCCGACAACCAGAGCUAUCCCAAAGCACGUCGCAGACUAUCUUUUCAUCGGGGUUAUACUGGGCUACGCGGUUCCGACACUGUCGAUUUUCCUCAUUGAUGAUUCGGUGGUCAAGCAGCUGGCCAUCUUUCUUUUCCAGUUCGCGCCGAUACUUGUAAUUGGAGUCGUCAAAGCGUGUGCUUGCCUAGACGGAACAGCGUUCCAAAAGCAAACGGAAGAUCACAAAGAGCCCCUCACCAAAGACGAUGACACUAGAGACCUCCUAGGCCUCAAGAACUUCUACAAGCGAAUGUUUGCCGUUUGUGCAUCUAUUCACUUUUUGAUCAUUGCCACCAUGCUGAUCACAAACGGCUCUUUAUCUCGAUUCUUCCUGCCUCGAAACAUUUACGACACCGUCAAUAGCCUCGCCAGAGGUUCGGAGCUCUUUUUUCAAGCCGAUGUCGUCGUGCUAUGCCUCUCUAUGGCUGUCUGGGGAAGCGUUGCGGUAUUUGACGUUUACCGCACAGGUUUGAGCAACGUCAAACCUCUUGACGGCAUUGCGUUGUUCUUAGUUGGCAGUGUUAUAGUUGGCCCUGGAGCUGCUUUACAUGCUUUGUGGGCAUGGCGCGAGACACUGAUGGCCAAAACUUCCUUUGGCCGCGUCAAUGAAGUCUGA
Colletotrichum higginsianum IMI 349063 is the source of this 732-nucleotide messenger RNA. Its product is annotated as FAD binding domain-containing protein. The record is from RefSeq and is a predicted model, not a curated record. The coding region runs from base 1 to 732 and encodes 243 amino acids. The transcript has a single exon. Lineage: Eukaryota; Fungi; Ascomycota; Sordariomycetes; Glomerellales; Glomerellaceae.